Molecule: messenger RNA, 1085 nt
Organism: Rhododendron vialii
Lineage: Eukaryota; Viridiplantae; Streptophyta; Magnoliopsida; Ericales; Ericaceae
Exons: 4
Coding region: 299-808 (169 amino acids)
Biological process (GO): endoplasmic reticulum to Golgi vesicle-mediated transport
Cellular component (GO): TRAPP complex
Source: RefSeq, a predicted model, not a curated record
AGGUUAGCUCUCUCUCUCUCUCUCUCUCUCUCUCUCUCUCUCUCUCUCUCUCUCUCUCUCAUAUUUACAGGCGUUACCAUAUUUCUUUGAAUCGCACAUCCGAUUGAUGUAGUUCUUGUAAUCCAACAUUUUUAUGAUUGCAAAACGUCACCAGAGAUAGAUCGAAAUUUAUAUUACAGAAACUAUUAUCAAUCGGAUCUCUAGUGAGUUUUUGAUUAAAUGGAUAUCCUCUUAAUUCAGCCAAAACCCUUUGUUUUCCAGCUGCCGAAAUCCGAUUCUUCAAAAAAUCAGGAGAGAAAUGCAAUUCUUCGGAGGGUCAGAGAUCAGUCCGUCGCCGCCGUUGCCGACGGCGUCGGGAAAUAACGGCCACAUGAUGUACGUGUUCAAUAGGAAUGGGAUAUGUCUUUUUUACAGGGAAUGGAAUCGCCCUCUGCAUACCCUUAAUGCCCAGCAGGAUCACAAGCUGAUGUUCGGUCUGCUUUUCUCCCUCAAAUCCUUGACUGCGAAAAUGGAUCCCACUAGUGUGGACAAAGGAAAUCUUGGGGUGCCUCAGUUACCUGGACAAGGGUGUUCAUUUCACAGUUUUCGAACCAAUACUUACAAACUGAGUUUUAUGGAGAGUCCAUCUGGGAUAAAGAUCAUCCUUGUCACUCAUCCUAGAACUGGUGAUCUAAGGGAAUCCCUGAAGUACAUUUACAAUCUCUAUGUUGAAUAUGUUGUCAAGAAUCCACUCUAUAGUCCAGGAACUCCGAUUAGAUGUGAACUGUUCGAUUCAACGCUUGAUCAGUACGUAAGAGGCCUUGGAUAGGGUGUCAAGGUUCUGCUCUGCUACCAUUCGGGGUUUAAAAAAUACCUGUUCUCUGUCGGGAAAAUUCUCUCGCUCUGGCCUUCAGGACAUUUGUUUUACAUAAAGGCUACCGAAUCUACUUGUCAAACUCAUUCCCCUUCUCAAUUUUGUUUAUUCAAAGAUGUAGGAUUUCAUUCGUGAAUGUGGGCUUAUAUUUUACCUUAGGCUGUAUCUGGAGGGAAAUCAACUAAAGAGUAAAUCAUGGGUGUUUGGAUAUGAAGAAAAAUUUCAUUUGGUA